AAAAAUAAAGUAUAUUUGUGUUUAGAUAUCAAAGUAAGCUAUGAAUUAUUUUUCUAAUUAAAAUAAACAUUUUAACACGGCACCUAACCUGGUCUUAAAGUGGUGGCUUUAUCUUCAUCAAAUUCACACGAAUCUCAAAGGCAAGUCAACGCCCCUGAUGAACCAAAAAGCGUGCACGCUGUUCCAAACCUCACAGCUAGCAAGUCUAAGACACAAGUCUUUAGGUAACCGUUGUUGUAGUAAACGAUCCGGGCUAACAUUAACCCCUUAAACCACUUUUUAUUUACGAUUAUGCCACGCUAGUACAAAAUCACUCUCUUUAUCAUCAGCUUCUCCACACAUGUGACACAUCCCCAAGCUUUUCUCGUCUUCUCCCUCGCCGACUUUCAAUCCAUGGCGGCGAUUAAUCGCCUUCUCCUCGCUAUCUACACUCUCCUCUCCCUUUAUUCCUUGGCGACGGCGCAGUCGUACAUCGGAGUGAACUACGGCGAGGUUGCCGACAACCUCCCGCCGCCGGACGCGACUGUGCGGCUUCUCCAAUCAACGACGAUCUCCAAAGUCCGGCUCUACGGCGCCGACCCAGCCAUCAUCAAGGCCCUCGCCGGCACCGGCAUCUCCGUCGUCAUUGGCGUCGCCAACGGCGACAUCCCUUCUCUCGCCGGCGACCCCGCCGCGGCCUCCCAAUGGGCCGCUGCCAACGUCCUCGCCUACCUCCCAGCCUCCUCCAUCUCCGUCGUCGCCGUCGGCAACGAGGUCCUCAGCUCCGGCGAUUCCUCUCUCGCUUCCCAACUUCUCCCGGCGAUGCAAAACCUCCACUCCGCCCUCUCCACCGCCGCCCCAUCUGUCAAGAUCUCCACCGUCAAUACCAUGGCGGUGCUCGCCCAAUCCGAUCCCCCAUCCACUGGCGCUUUCCACUCCGAUCUCAUCCCCGGCCUCAAAGGAAUUCUAGGGUUUCUAAACGAAACCGGAUCUCCAUUCAUGAUAAAUCCCUACCCAUACUUCGCCUACCGCUCCGAUCCCCGUCCCGAAACCCUAGCCUUCUGCUUAUUCCAACCCAACUCCGGCCGCUUCGACGGCAACUCCAAGAUAAACUACAUGAACAUGUUCGACGCUCAGGUCGACGCCGUGCGGGCAGCGCUGGACGCCACCGGAUUCCCAUCAACGGAGAUCGUGGUAGCCGAAACCGGUUGGCCAUACAAAGGCGAUGACGGAGAGGUCGGAGCAAGCGUCGACAACGCCAAAGCUUUCACCAGCGGUCUGGUAGCGCAUCUGAGAUCCAUGGCCGGAACGCCGAGGAUGCCAGGUCGUCCCGUUGAGACCUAUCUCUUCGCCCUCUACGACGAGGAUCUCAAGCCAGGACCGACCUCAGAACGCUCCUUCGGCCUCUUCAAGCCGGAUCUCACCGCCACCUACGACGCCGGCCUCUCCCGCUCCGCCUCCUCCACCCCCACCGCUCCCAGCGCCGUCCCCAAGGGGAAGAAAGGGACGAUGGGAUGGUGCGUGCCUCGAGAUGGGGUUUCGGAUGAAGAGCUGCAAGCUGACUUGGAUUACGUGUGUGGUACGGCGGCAAUGGAUUGCCGUCCGAUCCAACCAGGUGGUGCGUGCUACCUCCCGAACACCGUCCGAUCACACGCAGCGUACGCGAUGAAUGUUUUGUACCAGACUUCCGGCCGUAACCCUUGGAACUGUGACUUCCGCCAGUCCGCAACUCUCACUUCCACUAAUCCCAGUUAUGAAGGAUGUGUGUAUCCAGGAAGCCAGUAAGGAAGUGGAGGAAGGUAUCAACCAGUGGAAAAAAUACAGAAAGAAUAAGAAUUAAAAAGAUGGUUCUUUGUUUUGGGGGUUUGAUGGUGAUUGCAUUGGAAUAAAGAAGUGGAAGGGGUGGUGUAUGCUUUUUUUUUUUUUUUUCUUUUUAAUUAUUGUUAUUAUAUAUAUAUAUAUAUAUAUACUCAGUUUGUGAUAUAAUUGAGGGGAUGGGUGUAUUAUUGAUGGAAAAAGGAAAGAUGUGUCAUUAUAAGGAUGUGACUUUUUGUGCUAAAUUUGUUUUGGUGAAUGCCAGGCAGCAAAAGGUGUGGGGCUUUUUUAUUUAUGUUCUUGCUGCUGGGGUUGUAGGUUUGGAAUUAUUAAAUGGUUGAUGUGUAUGUAAUUAAUUAAUUAUGAAUAGAUUUUUAACUUAUGUUUUGUCUGCUAA
Messenger RNA from Dioscorea cayenensis subsp. rotundata (Guinea yam), 2191 nucleotides. RefSeq names its product glucan endo-1,3-beta-glucosidase 7-like. Bases 394 to 1764 code for a protein of 456 amino acids. NCBI's taxonomy places the organism in Eukaryota, Viridiplantae, Streptophyta, Magnoliopsida, Dioscoreales, Dioscoreaceae. Gene Ontology annotation, molecular function: hydrolase activity, hydrolyzing O-glycosyl compounds. Gene Ontology annotation, biological process: carbohydrate metabolic process. The record is from RefSeq and is a predicted model, not a curated record. The transcript has 4 exons. Gene Ontology annotation, cellular component: plasma membrane.